Molecule: messenger RNA, 1960 nt
Organism: Anolis sagrei ordinatus
Lineage: Eukaryota; Metazoa; Chordata; Lepidosauria; Squamata; Anolidae
Gene: CHAC2
Product: ChaC glutathione specific gamma-glutamylcyclotransferase 2
Biological process (GO): glutathione catabolic process
Cellular component (GO): cytoplasm
Molecular function (GO): gamma-glutamylcyclotransferase activity; glutathione specific gamma-glutamylcyclotransferase activity
Source: RefSeq, a predicted model, not a curated record
AUGCCUGCCGGGAAGUGUAGUCCGGGCCGCCUCCAGGGCAGGGAGCCCUCCUGGCGGUGCCUUCCCCUGGCGGGGCUCCUCCGCCUCCCGGGAAGGAAGCCAAGGGAGGCGGGGCGGCGGGGCGACGCGGAACCGGAGCGGCCCGGCUUGCGGGGAGCAGCACCCUGGCGGCUGUGUUCCGGGCACUACAAGCCCCAGCGUGCCUUGCGGCGGGAGAGGAGCAUGGAGAGCCCCCUGCCUGGCGGUCCCCGGGAAAGCCGGGCAGAGCGCGCCGGCGGGGCGAGAAACAUGUGGGUGUUCGGCUACGGCUCGCUCAUCUGGAAAGUGGACUUCCCUUACGAGGACAAGAUGGUGGGCUACAUCACGGGCUACAGCCGCCGCUUCUGGCAAGGGAGCACCGACCACCGCGGGGUCCCGGGGAAGCCUGGAAGAGUUGUUACACUUAUUGAAGAUCCUGAGGGCUGUGUAUGGGGAGUUGCAUACAAACUACCAAUCGGACAAGAAGGCGAAGUAAAAGCGUAUCUUGAUUUCCGAGAGAAAGGUGGCUACAGGACUACAAGUGUUCUUUUCUAUCCCAAAGAUCCCUUAGUGGAACCGUUCGAUGUGCUGCUAUAUAUUGGAACCUGGGAAAACCCUAACUACCUUGGACCAGCACCUCUAGAAGAUAUUGCUGAACAGAUUUCUAAUGCAGCUGGUCCAAGUGGAAGAAACACAGAAUACCUCUUUGAACUCUGCAACUCCCUCAGGGAUCUCGUACCAGAAGAUGUAGAUGAACAUGUUUUUGCUUUAGAGAAACUAGUAAAGAAACUCUUGGAACAAGAACAGCAAAAACUUAAUUCCGUAUAAAACAAAUAUUUCAAACAUUCAUCGUCAUCAGAAUAAUAGUUUCAUAGACAUACAUGUUGAAUUUGGAGAUGUACCAUCUGGACUUUACAAUACAUGUUUCCUCCAGGGCACUACUGUUGUUACUCAGUAGAAAGUGGUGUUUAAAACUAUGUCUUCAGGAGUUUAAGGGAGGAAGACCUUUGGGGUUUUGUAAUAAAUUCAAACAAUGUAUUCUUUAUUUCUCAAAUGUGAGAAAAAAUAUAGGCCCAGUUUUUAAGUUUGAGAGGAAACUUUUUUGAUUUCAAGCUAUUUAGAUUUUUCGUGUUUUAAAAAUAUAGAUUUGACUAGAUCCUACACUUGGACAGACUAUGGAUAUAAUCCUAGUCAUAUUUACUUGGUCCUCCCCCCGCCCCAGUCAAAUUGAGGAUUGCUUCUGUUGGUAAACAUGCAUAGGAUUGAGCUUUAUGUGUCAAUUUGGGCCUGGAUCACAAUUACUCAACAACAAAACGGUGUCAGUGGGGUUUGUUGAUUAUAACACUGACAUGGAAAUCCUCUGUACAGUUAUUUAGGGGUACGUCCCAUGGAAGAAUUUAAAGUAAACAUUAACAGAUUUGCACUGUUAAGUGGUAAUUAUUCCUAUGCAAGGACUGGGUCCACUGUAAAACUACAUUAGAAAUGUUUUAGAAUACGCUCACUACAAGGUAUUUAUUAUCUACUUCAAGCACUGAACUCAGUGGUUUUAUAUAUAUUAACUAUUUGUUCUUUGCUAAGUUGAGCAAAUAAUUCUUGAAGGAAAUGACACUUUCUUUUUAAGAUACAUAUCGUGUCAAGAUCCUCAGGAACAAUCAAUAACUCAUACCAUAUUGGUGCCUUAUUUUAUUUUUUAUCACAAGACGUUUUAAAGAGCUGCAAAAAAGGAGUAUGACUUGAAUCUGCAAUAGCAAGAAUGUUCAGAAACUUCCUUUCUUAUUCACUAGGCAUUUUUCCAGAAAUUUUUAAAUGAGCUAAAACAGGUGGCCACUAUGUACAGAUCUUUUUUGGUCCUCUCCCAGUGACUUAAAAUCUAUAAAUUACAGCUUGUAGCAGCCCAGUGUUCAAAUAUACCAAUAUCAACCUGUAUUAUGAUCCCUACUGA